CAGGUCUGCAAAGGCAAAUUUAUACACAUAUUUCAAUAGUAAAUACAGGUUUCUCUAGUUUCCAGUGUUUCACUGUUUCUGUAUCCACGAUAAGAAGUCCAUUGCAUUUACCUACAAAUACCACAACUCAUUCAAAGUACGUUAUAUGUCUGUUGCUAUUGAUGUCCAGGUCUUCAGAACGGAAUACUAAUCCUCACAAUACCAUAAUACUCGGUAAAUAAUGUGUUCCACGACCAGCGCCAUGGUGUCCGGGGAGAAUGCCCUAGUAGGUACUAUUGUGACAACGUCUAUAUCAUCCAGGCCUUCACCGCGACCUUCACCACCAUGUGCCCGUCCGCGCCCGCCCAGUGAACAAGACAAGAAGUCUUCACUACAGGCAAGCCAUAUCAAAAGACGUUCUAGCAGCUAUGUGCCGAGCAAUGGCCCGGCUUCGAAGUCAGGACGGCCGGCACAUAUGAUGCGCAUAACUACAAAUAGCGAUGCUCAGAAUAUGGCAGGUGCUCGGCGAAACUCGGAAACACAAAUCCCAGUGAGAAACUCUCGGAAUACCCUGAACGCUCCAUUACAAACGGUAAACACUCAUCCUAGCAAGUCAACGGCAUAUCGUUCGGUAUCUGAGGAUCAAUUCUUCAACGGAGUAAACGAAUUCAGCGGUGUGCAGAGACGACCUAGGCGAAGAUCUAACCGCAAUGAUAUAAAACCUCCAACAUACUCGUCAAGAAAUCAACAACAACAUACAUUGUUGCGAUCAAUCAACACAGCAACAUGUAACUCGCACAAUAGCCCAUCGCGAUCUCAUGUAAAGAGAAUGCAAUCUGACCUGAAUGCAAGGAGAUGUCCUGUGCAUGGAACGCGAGUAUUUAAAAAGACAGAAAUGGUAACUGUUGGCAGUAGUAUGAAAGGCUCAGGGACCAACUAUUCGCUACCAAGUUCGAAAAUUCUCGAACCGGUGGCGGAACCGCGGACAUAUACUUCAAAAAUGCGAUAUCCAUGCAACAAUUCAAUGUCGCUGGCCUUAAGAAUCAAACAAGCCGAGACGACUGAGUUUGAACCGUUUGUUCACAUUGUCACCACAAGUAAAAAAGAACCUCCGCCUAAAAGCUCCAUUCCAAAAUCCAUCUUGAAAACAUCUUCUGUCGUGGAUGAUUCUAGCGUGGUUGAAUCGGACAUGGAGAGUGUAAUGAGAAUGUGGGGUGAUAUCGAAAUAAAUGAUGAGCUGAGCAAGGCUUCCUCUGCGGAUACGACUUUAUCAUCCAAAUUAAAACAGAGCGAUGAUGACUGCAGAUUGGAAGUCGGUUUGACUGUGACUGAGUUUCUGUGCGAGGGAACAACAAAAGUGGAUGAUUUAGAAGGUAAGAAUAGGAUGACGUUGUUAGAGUUCCUAUUUGAAAGCAAGGCUGGUAUCCAGACGGUAGCUAAAAACGGCUGAAGCUUGAUAAACUUGUCGAGGUUUAUUGAAGAGAUUAGUUGAGUGGUAAUCAAGGACUGUUAUGAUGACUGUACAAGUUCAUGUAAUGUUAGUCUUAAUUAUAUGUUUGAAAAAUAAAG
Messenger RNA from Sphaeroforma arctica JP610, 1548 nucleotides. RefSeq lists its product as hypothetical. Bases 221 to 1429 code for a protein of 402 amino acids. NCBI's taxonomy places the organism in Eukaryota, Ichthyosporea, Ichthyophonida. The record is from RefSeq and is a predicted model, not a curated record. The transcript has a single exon.